Messenger RNA from Clonostachys rhizophaga, 684 nucleotides. Lineage: Eukaryota; Fungi; Ascomycota; Sordariomycetes; Hypocreales; Bionectriaceae. The record is from the annotation of a GenBank genome assembly.
AUGGUGCCCGUGCGUUGCACCAGAUCGCCUUCAACGGCUCGAUCCUUCAUCAACAUUGCCAUCCGCAGAUAUUCCUCAACCACGGCGUCGGCUCAAAAAUCGUCGCCACCCCUCGACUUUCUUGUCCCACGCUGGGCGCCAUCUCCCAACAUACGAACGGCCGUUCCGCAGUCCUAUAAGCUGGUCGUACGGCAUGACUCGAGGCGAGCGUUUGCCACGACGAUCCCCAGACCGACAACGGUUUGCGUUAAAAACCCUGUCAAGGAUGAGGAUGGCAGCGAGAUGAUGCUUGAAAUCACCCCCCGCGCAGCAAAGCGCCUAUCCCAAAUCAUGACCAAGGACGAAAACCCCAACCUUGCAUUACGAAUCCAAGUCGAAAGCGGCGGUUGCCAUGGAUUUCAAUACCUCAUGAGCCUCAUUACUAUCCCGCCCGGGGAACUUCAGAACAAUUCCUCCGUCGUCAAUGAGGACGAUACGAUUUUUCAGUUCGUUGCGGAUGAUGCAGGCGCUGCACCCACCCCAGAAGGAGCAAGGAUCAUUCUCGACGAGCCAUCCUUGGAUCUCCUGAAGGGAAGUAAGGUCGACUUCACACAGGAGCUCAUUGGUUCGCAGUUCAAGAUCGUUGACAACCCUUAUGCGACGAGUAGUUGCGGAUGCGGAACCAGUUUUGACAUCAAGAUGUAG